This is a messenger RNA of Carassius gibelio (silver crucian carp), 4302 nucleotides long. RefSeq names its product serine/threonine-protein phosphatase 2A regulatory subunit B'' subunit alpha-like. The transcript has 13 exons. The record is from RefSeq and is a predicted model, not a curated record. The coding region runs from base 596 to 2158 and encodes 520 amino acids. NCBI's taxonomy places the organism in Eukaryota, Metazoa, Chordata, Actinopteri, Cypriniformes, Cyprinidae. Gene Ontology annotation, cellular component: protein phosphatase type 2A complex. Gene Ontology annotation, biological process: protein dephosphorylation. Gene Ontology annotation, molecular function: protein phosphatase regulator activity; calcium ion binding.
ACUGGCUAACUUUAGCCUUUCUGUUUGGGGGUGGGAGGGGGCUUCCAUUCCCAUAAUUCAGCUUGCUCACCCAUACGGACAUUUGACACAGCUGAAUCCCCCUCCCCUCCGUAUUGCUGAGUUCAACCCCUUGCUCAUCAGGAGAGGACAGGCACAGAGAGAGAGAGAUAGGACAGGACCGGGAGGCAGACCCCAAAGGGGCUCAUGUUUCGCAGGGCUGGGAACCUGUUGGCUAUGGACUUGAGUUGAGAUUUUGUGUUUUGUAGUUUCGAAAGCAAACAGGAGGCUGGCGGCCUGGCCGCUUUGGUACAAUGCUCCUGGAUUCUAGCUGUCACAGUAGCAGGCACGAUUCUAGGAAUUGCUCGGUGCGCCAAGACACAUCCACAUUGCAUCCCUGGACAAAGCCUGGCAAAUGAGAGUUUUGAAGUGAGCAGACCACUGGGAAAAAGAGUGUUCGAGGGACAUUGGCCAGAACGGAGUUGUCUGCGAGAUCUUUAACAGAAGCUGAUCCUCCUUAGGACAUACUGUAGGAGUAGCUUGUACAUUUUCAUUUUUUUCUCAUUUCCUACUUUUUGAUUCCUUUGAUAUUGCCAAUAUGAUGAUCAAGGAGGCCUCGUUAAGGGAGGAUCCCGACUUUCGGGGUGAACUGGCCUUUUUGGCCCGCGGUUGUGACUUUGUUCUUCCAUCACGGUUCAAAAAAAGGCUCAAAUCUUUCCAGCAAGCCCAGAUCCAGCCUGAGAAGAAACCUGGAACACCUCCUCCAGCUCUAGCACCUGCACCCUCUUCGCCAACCCCACGGCCGCCCAGCCCUCCGCCAGCCAAAGUGGUGGCCCCGCCCCCACCCCCCUCCAUAAACAUUCCACGCUUCUACUUCCCCAAAGGCCUUCCAAACUGUGCAGCCAACUAUGAUGAGGCCAUUGCCAAAAUCGAGGCAGCCUUCACAGAGUUCGAGGAGGAGAAAGCUGACAUUUAUGAAAUGGGGAAGAUAGCAAAGGCAUGCGGUUGUCCCCUCUAUUGGAAAGCACCAAUGUUUAUUUGCGCUGGUGGCGAGAGGACAGGUUUUGUUUCUGUUCACUCAUUCAUUGCAACAUGGAGAAAGUUAUUACACAGCUGCUAUGAUGAUGCAUCCAAGUUUGUUUACUUGCUGGCAAAACCGGGCUGCAAUUACCUGGAACAAGAAGAUUUCAUCCCUCUGUUACAGGACAUCGUGGACACUCAUUCAGGGCUGACGUUUUUAAAAGAUGCUCCUGAAUUCCAUUCCCGGUACAUCACAACAGUGAUUCAAAGAAUAUUUUACACAGUUAAUCGCUCUUGGACAGGCAAAAUCAACAUGACAGAGCUUAGGAGAAGCAACUUCCUCCAGACUCUGGCCUUGCUGGAAGAAGAGGAUGACAUCAAUCAAAUCACAGAUUAUUUCUCUUAUGAGCACUUCUAUGUUAUUUACUGUAAGUUCUGGGAGCUGGACGCUGACCAUGACCUCUUCAUCGACCCCAAGGAUCUGGCCAGGUACAACGACCAUGCCUCAUCAAGCAGAAUCAUUGAGAGGCUGUUCUCAGGAGCUGUCACAAGGGGAAACUCGGUGCAGAGAGAAGGAAGAAUGAGCUAUGCUGAGUUUGUUUGGUUCCUCAUUUCAGAGGAGGACAAAAAGAACCCCACAAGUGUAGAGUACUGGUUCCGAUGUAUGGAUAUGGAUGGAGAUGGUGUUCUGUCCAUGUUUGAAUUGGAGUUUUUCUAUGAGGAGCAGUGUGAACGUAUGGAGGGGAUGGGCAUUGAACCACUGCCUUUCCAAGACCUCCUGUGCCAGAUGCUGGACCUAGUUAAACCAGAAUGCCCAGGUAAAAUUACUCUUCGAGAUCUGAAGCGCUGCAGGAUGGCACAUAUAUUCUAUGACACAUUCUUCAAUCUGGAGAAGUACCUGGACCAUGAGCAGAGAGAUCCUUUUGCAGUGCAGAAGGAUUUGGAUAGUGAUGGUCCAGAGCCCUCAGACUGGGACAAGUAUGCUGCCGAAGAGUAUGAGAUUCUUGUGGCAGAGGAGACGGCCAAUGAACAGCUACGAGAGGGAUCUUUCGACGACGAUUACGAGUCCGAUGAGCUCACAGUCUCCACAGACAUUGGAAAUAAAAUGAAUAAGCUGGUCAUAUCUGAUUUAUCGGGAUAAGUUGCCAUCUUGGUCUACACACCAUGACGUUUUACGGAUAACCACCUCACCAUAUUUUCCCUCCCGUGUCAAAAAGGGAAAACGGUUUUCUACAUUUCACGACAUUUGCGUGUGUGUGCAUGUGUGCAAUAGAACUAAUUCUAAAACCAAAAGGCUUCAGACACCCACGAAAAGGCUUUAUGUGCAAUAUGUCUUAACGUGUAAAUGUAAACUCAUUGUUUUUCCACUCUCUUACUGAUGGUCACAUCCACUCCCCUCAAACUAAACUGCCGGCUGGUUCCAUCCACCCUCCACAACUUUAGAAAGAGUUUAGAAUGUGCUUUAAUGUGAGUGAAUCUAUAUAUAAUGCUGCCAUAUAUUUUUAAAUUGUUGGGAGGGAAAAAAAGAGAGACUUUAUACUUGUGUGGCACGUAACUCACAGAAACUUGUCCUCUCGGACUAAAUCAGAAAUUUUAGUCAUGAGAUCUGCACAUAUCAUGUGCUAUGCUGUGUUGCACAUUGUUUAAGGGAUAUGGCAACGGUGCAAACGUGUUGCUCUCAGUGGUCACUGAUGGUAUUGCAUGUUGUUGAUGAAAAAAAAAAAAAGACAAAAGUUUUGACUUUUACAGUUUGAUCUUAACUAAAGAUAUCGAACCUACAUUUACAUAUUUCCAGAUUAACUGACCAGGACAAUGACUUGAAAGUGCUUUUUGGUAAUGUCCUUUCUCAACCAUUAUAAUAUGUUUUAUCUGGGUUUUAAAAUGAAAUUUAAACUAUAUAUAUAUAUAUAUAUAUAUAUAUAUAUAUAUAUAUAUAUAUUCAUCAUGCUUUUCAUCCUCAGUGUAUAGCUAUUUUGUGUAUGUUUUUAAUUCUCCUGUAAUCAUGUAAAGAGAGCUGUAAAGCACUAUUUAUUUGGUGUAACUCACUGUUUAAGUUUAUAUAGAAGAUCCCAAUCCUUCUGACCCCUAGUUGACCACUCAAUCAAGCCAACAUUCAAUCCACACAGAAUUCAGUGUUCAUGUACCAUCUUCUUCUGUUAACUCACGUUUUCACAUUUAUAGUGAAGCAUGCAAUGUACAACAAAUUGAAAUUGCAAAAACAACCACCUAAAACUGUUUUGCCAUUGGUCAGUCAAACAGCAAGUCCCGCCCCAAACACACACCAUUGGGUUCAAAGCACCACGGAGCAAUAGUGUUUACAAGGAAGUCAACUUAUUCUUGCUUAUAGUUGCGUAUCGUUAAACUGGGAUUGGAGAAAGUAUUUAAUUAUCCAAAAUGACACAAUUCGGCUUUAACAACUGCUCUGUCUCUUAGUGCUGGUCAGCCUGAUUAGUGUUUUGCAAAUGUCUCUCCGUGUGCUUGAUGGCCAAACCUCCCUCUACUCCAUCACACUCUUUGGUUUAUGUAAUUAGUGUAAUAUAUUUAUAUAUGUGAAGUGGUUUUGUUUGUUUUUGCUUGGCUAGCCAUUUACCUGGUUUACCAGUAGCUUUUUCUUGUCCUGUAGUCUCGCUGUUUUUUGACAUAGGACAUUUAUUUUAUAUAGCCACUGUAAAUGUCUUUGUAUUUAAUUUUUCCCAUGUGAUUGACUCUGCCACUGAGUGGUAGGGGAUGUUUAAAUUAUGAUCUAUCUCUAACUGCCUGUGUUCUAUAAUGUGCAUUAAGCUGAGUGGGCAGGGGCUUGACAAUCAACUGGACUUGUUUCUGCGGUUAAUGACAUGCAAGUAGCACUUCUUAGAAAAACAAAACAGAGCAAUACAACUGCUGUAGUGUGAUUACACUUUUAUCAGGACUAUUAGACAUUGGGAUAAAAAUGCAAAGCUGAAACUAAACUUGACUAAUGCUACAAUCCUGGUUCAUUUUCAUCACUAGCACAUUGAGCGCUAUGCAAAUCGGAUCUUCUGGACAGCUAUUGGCAGCUACAGAAGCUGUAAACAACAAAACAUGUUAGUGUGCAACUUUUUUUUCUUUUUUUUGGAGUUUUAUAUCUUUCCAUGUGUUCUUUUGUCUUUUGGACUUGAUAUGUCUUGCAGGCAGUGAAAGACGGGACUUAAGUAGUGUGAUCUCUUAAGUGCUCUGAUGAGAUGGCUCUGGUGUUCGCAUGAAUUUUCCCUCUUUUUUUUUUUUUUUUUUUGAAAAUUAUUAAAAUAAAUAAAAAUGUUAAUUCAU